UAGUUGAACUAUUCAUGAAGCUUCUGAGUUCAGUGUGGGAGUGGGGAAGGGGAGAGAGCCACAACCACUCUCUUUUUUUAAGAAGGGGUUGAUGAAAAGAGGAGAGGCUGCCAAGAGAUGUGCUUGAGUAGGAGGAGACUGCCCAGCCAACAUCCAGCUUUGGAUAUCACUCUCUCAAAAGGAAUAUGACAAAUCUGAAGAUAUUCCUGAGGAAGUAGCUACAGUUGGACAAGGGUAAAGAGGUGUGUGUUCCCAUGGAUGAUUCAAGCCUGUCCAGUAGUGUCGAUGUAGACAAAGGCUUUGCCAUUGCCUUUGUUGUUCUUCUGUUUCUCUUCCUAAUAGUGAUGAUUUUUCGGUGUGCCAAGUUGGUGAAGAAUCCCUAUGAGGCCAGCUCUACAGCUACAGAACCAUCUCUGAGCUGAAGUAUGAAAAAAACUGAUAGACUUCCCUUCACAGAUUUGAAAUCUCUUACACAGACAUUUAUGAAACAGACUGUUUAUUACUCCACCUCCCUAUUCCUCAGCCUCCUCCCCCUUGCAUUCCACAAUAGGCACAUGAGGGUGAGUUGAGAAUAAUAAUAGGGGUGAAACACAAGUUAGUCUGUAUUGUUCUAUUCAGGGAAAUAGUUACCAAAGCGAGGCUGAGACAGGUUGAACUUAUCUUUUAAAAUAAAGCCAUGAGGGGCUUCCCCAGUGGCUUGGUGGUGAAGAAUCAGCCAGCUAAUGCAGAAGAGGUGGGUUUGACCCCUGGUCUGUGAAGAUCCCACAUGCCGCGGAGCACCUAAGCCCAAGCACCACAACUACUGAGCCUCUGCUCUAGAACCCAGGAACCACAACUACUGAAGCCUGGCCACCCUAGAGCCUAUCCUCCACUGCAAGAGAAGCCACCACAGUAAGAAACCCGCACACAGUAACUGGAGAGUAGCCCCCUCUAACUGCAACUAAAGAAAAACCCACACAGCAACAAAGACCCAGCAUAGCCAAAAACAAAAGAAUAAAUAAAUUAAUUAAAAAAUAAGGCCAUGGAUUUCAAUCCUCCAAUAUCUAAUAUUCUUAAGAUAAUUAGACAGUUGGCCAUAAUUUUAUGAGGUAAUGUAAUAUAAUAUCAUGAUGCUUGGUAAGGUGCAUCUAAAACCUGAUGCCUGGUAAGGUGUAUCUAAGCCCUCCUAGAGGUGGUCUUAGGAUGUCCCUUUAGUUAUGCAAAUAUAAGGCCAGCAGGAACCAGUUAUCCUAUGAUAAGAAUCUAACAGGACCUUUUUAGUGUAUGAAGCUUAGUAAAAGCUGAUGCCCUUCUCAAGUGGGCAGAGUUCUGUGGUAGAGGGGAACUAAUUUGUCUUGGGUAACCCUCUAACCUCCCUCAGCCUACAUUUCCUCACUUACGAAAUAACAUCUAGUGAGUUGAAAAGGAGCCCUCAAAAUGAUAUGUCCAUGUCCUUAUCCCUGAAAUCCAUGAACAUGACCUUAUUUGGAAAGAUGGUCUUUGCAGAUGUAAAGUUAAGGAUUUCAAGAUGAAUUCAACCUGGAUUAGUGAGUAAGCCCUAAAUCCUAUGACAAAUGUCUUUAUGAAAGACAGAAGAGAAGACACACACACAGAGCGGAAAAGAUCAUGUGAAAAUGAAAGCAGAGAUUGGAGUUAUGCAACCACAGCUAAAGAAUCCUUGCCUGGAACCAUCAGAAGCUGGAAGAGGCAAAAAAGUUUUCCCUCCAGAGCCUUUGGAGGGAGU
This is a messenger RNA of Cervus elaphus (red deer), 1723 nucleotides long. It is a transcript of the gene CTXND2, whose product is annotated as cortexin domain containing 2. The transcript is spliced from 2 exons. The record is from RefSeq and is a predicted model, not a curated record. NCBI's taxonomy places the organism in Eukaryota, Metazoa, Chordata, Mammalia, Artiodactyla, Cervidae. Bases 255 to 422 code for a protein of 55 amino acids.